AUGCCUCUGAGGCAAAUGAAAGAGAGCUCAGAACAGCACUUUGUGGUCAAACCUCAAUUCCAGAACUCCAUGAAUCCUUUACUGAAGGAUAACAAAACGCCUCAAAAUGGUAAAGGGCCACCGCCAGCAGCUCAAGAAUCUCAGAACAUCAAGGUUCAAAAUCAGUGUUCACCUCCAUCAAAGAAUAGAGGAAGGAGGAGGAGGAGAGGUGGUCGGAAAUCUGAUCAAGGUGAAGCCUUGAUGAGGCCAAGCUCACGGCCUUGCACUGCUGCAGAUAAGCCUGUUGUUCUGGUAGAAUCAUCUAUCCCUGUUGAAGCGACUGCUUCAAUCAUCAGUGCUAAGAAUGAGAACCUCAAUUCUGGUGAAGUGGACAUGGGUUUUCCUUCUUCAAGCAAGUCAUUGAGUUUUGCACCAAGACCUGGUUUUGGGCAGCUUGGCACAAAGUGUAUUGUUAAGGCCAACCAUUUCUUCGCUGAACUGCCGAAAAAGGACUUGAAUCAGUAUGAUGUUAACAUUACUCCUGAAGUGUCAUCAAGAAAUGUGAACAGAGCAAUCAUGGCUGAACUGGUGAAACUGUACAAAGAAUCUGACUUGGGGAUGAGACUUCCUGCUUAUGAUGGCAGAAAGAGUCUGUACACUGCCGGAGAACUUCCUUUUGCUUGGAAGGAGUUCACAAUUAAGUUAAUUGAUGAAGAUGAAGGAGUCAAUGGUCCCAAGAGGGAGAGAGAGUACAAAGUUGUGAUCAAGUUUGUUGCACGGGCAAAUUUGCAUCAUUUGGGUCAAUUUCUUGCUGGUAAACGGGCUGAUGGUCCACAAGAAGCUCUUAAAAUUCUCGACAUUGUGUUGAGAGAGCUCUCUGUUAAAAGAUACUGCCAAGUUGGGAGAUCAUUCUUUUCUCCUGCCAUCCGGAAGCCUCAGCGUCUGGGUGAAGGUUUGGAGGCAUGGUGUGGGUUUUACCAGAGUAUAAGACCAACCCAGAUGGGCCUAUCUCUGAAUAUCGACAUGGCUUCAGCUGCAUUUAUUGAGGCCCUCCCUGUUAUAGACUUCGUUGCCCAACUGCUGGGAAAAGAUGCAAUAUCGAGACCUUUGUCGGAUUCUGAACGUGUCAAGAUAAAAAAGGCUCUCAGAGGAGUGAAAGUUGAAGUAACGCAUAGAGGUACCGUGCGAAGAAAGUAUCGCGUUUCUGGGAUAACAUCUCAGCCUACAAGAGAGCUAGUUUUCCCCAUUGAUGACAAUUCAACAAUGAAGUCAGUUGUUGAAUACUUCCAAGAAAUGUAUGGCUUCACUAUUCAGUACACUCACCUGCCUUGCCUUCAAGUUGGGAACCAAAAGAAGGCUAACUAUCUUCCCAUGGAGGCAUGUAAAAUUGUGGAAGGUCAAAGAUAUACAAAAAGGUUGAGUGAGAAGCAAAUUACUGCUUUAUUGAAGGUCACGUGCCAGAGACCUCGGGAGCGAGAAAUUGACAUUUUGCAGACAGUUCAACACAAUGCAUAUGAUCAAGACCCAUAUGCAAAGGAAUUUGGCAUCAAAAUUAGUGAAAAUCAAGCAUCUGUUGAAGCAAGGGUUCUUCCAGCCCCUUGGCUUAAAUAUCAUGAGAAUGGAAAAGAGAAAGAUUGUCUGCCUCAAGUUGGGCAGUGGAACAUGAUGAAUAAGAAAAUGAUCAAUGGGAUGACUGUUAGCCGCUGGGCAUGCAUCAACUUCUCUAGGAGUGUUCAAGAUAGUGUUGCCCGUGGAUUCUGUAGUGAAUUAGCUCAAAUGUGUCAAGUAUCUGGCAUGGAAUUCAAUCCAGAUCCUGUAAUUCCAAUCUACAGUGCUAGACCUGAUCAAGCAGAGAAAGCAUUAAGGCACGUUUAUCAGGCAUGUCUGAAUAAACUUAGAGGAAAAGAGUUAGAACUCCUUUUAGCCAUUUUACCCGACAGCAAUGGCUCAUUGUAUGGAGAUCUAAAGAGAAUUUGUGAAACUGAACUUGGCUUGAUCUCUCAAUGUUGUCUGACAAAACACGUGUUCAAGAUCAGCAAGCAGUACUUGGCUAAUGUGUCUUUGAAGAUUAAUGUCAAGAUGGGUGGAAGGAACACUGUCCUUCUGGAUGCUAUAAGCUGUAGAAUACCGUUGGUCAGUGACAUUCCAACUAUCAUAUUUGGAGCUGAUGUUACCCAUCCAGAGAAUGGAGAAGACUCCAGUCCCUCAAUAGCUGCUGUUGUAGCUUCUCAGGAUUGGCCGGAAGUCACUAAAUAUGCCGGGCUUGUUUGUGCUCAAGCUCACAGGCAGGAGCUUAUACAAGACCUAUACAAGACAUGGCAAGAUCCUGCUCGUGGUACCGUUAGUGGUGGCAUGAUCAGAGAUCUUUUAAUUUCCUUCAGAAAGGCAACUGGGCAAAAGCCCCAAAGGAUCAUCUUCUACAGGGAUGGGGUCAGUGAGGGGCAAUUCUAUCAAGUACUCCUUUUUGAGUUGGAUGCUAUCCGGAAGGCCUGUGCUUCUUUAGAACCAAAUUACCAGCCGCCAGUUACUUUUAUCGUGGUGCAAAAGAGACAUCACACCCGCCUGUUUGCCAAUAAUCAUCGAGACCGGAGCAGCACAGACAAGAGCGGAAACAUAUUACCAGGCACUGUUGUCGAUUCUAAAAUUUGUCAUCCAACAGAAUUUGACUUCUACCUUUGUAGUCAUGCUGGAAUUCAGGGCACAAGUCGACCAGCACAUUACCAUGUUCUCUGGGAUGAGAACAAUUUUACUGCAGAUGGGAUUCAGUCCUUGACGAACAAUCUCUGCUACACAUAUGCGAGGUGCACACGUUCUGUUUCUGUUGUUCCUCCAGCUUAUUAUGCACAUUUGGCUGCAUUUCGAGCAAGAUUCUACAUGGAGCCAGAUCUACAAGAGAACAAUUCUGCUGCUGGACGUAAAAGUAACCGACCAGCUGGAGAGUCGGGUGUGCGACCUUUGCCAGCUUUGAAAGAAAAUGUGAAAAGGGUGAUGUUUUAUUGUUGA
This is a messenger RNA of Oldenlandia corymbosa var. corymbosa, 2982 nucleotides long. NCBI's taxonomy places the organism in Eukaryota, Viridiplantae, Streptophyta, Magnoliopsida, Gentianales, Rubiaceae. The record is from the annotation of a GenBank genome assembly.